CAGCGCACGCACUUAAGGGGCGGUGCCGCGGCGCUGGGGGUAGUAACAAGAUGUCGGCUGCGGUGCCAGAGCUGAAGCAGAUCAGCCGGGUGGAGGCGAUGCGCUUGGGGCCGGGCUGGAGCCACUCGUGCCACGCCAUGCUGUACGCCGCCAACCCCGGGCAGCUUUUCGGCCGCAUCCCCAUGCGCUUCUCGGUGCUGGUGCUGGGACUGGUGCGGGUCCCGCUGUACACCCAGAAGGACCGAGUUGGUGGCUUUCCCAACUUUCUGAGCAAUGCCUUCAUCAGCACGGCUAAGUACCAGCUCCUCUUCGCCCUCAAGGUGCUCAACAUGAUGCCCGAGGAAAAGCUGGCUGGCUGUGGCUGCAGCCACUGAGAAGCAAAAGAAGGCCCUGGAGAAGCUGCUCCCAUCCUCCU
Myotis davidii is the source of this 415-nucleotide messenger RNA. RefSeq names its product nudix hydrolase 16 like 1 (gene NUDT16L1). The record is from RefSeq and is a predicted model, not a curated record. Gene Ontology annotation, molecular function: snoRNA binding. Gene Ontology annotation, cellular component: nucleus. NCBI's taxonomy places the organism in Eukaryota, Metazoa, Chordata, Mammalia, Chiroptera, Vespertilionidae.